CACGUGAUAUGUUCUAAUCGAAUUUCUUUUUUUGUAAUCCCGGUUCUUCUGUCGUCUGUCGCAAAAUGGGGUUUGAUAUGUCGCAAAAGGAUUACAACAAAAUAGUCGUUGUCCUUAUCGUCUGCGACAAACAAACAUAACAAAAAUUUGGGGGAACCUUUCCGAUCGGCUAUCGGGCCUAUUACGCAAUUUAAACUAGCAUAAUUUGAAAAAGUGUAUAGAGAGCCACAAUAAAGAAGAUCAAUAGGAUCUGAAUUUUUUUCACAGAAGUUUGUAUUACUAAUAAUCAAUAUUAUGUUAAUGAACUGUAAGGCUCACUAGAUAAGUGUAAAAUCAAUUUUAUAGAGUUAGAUAUAUAUACAUCUGCAAUAGAGAGUCAAUUAUGUGGGGUAAUAGUAUUAGAAAAAGAUUAGUUGGAAGAACACUAAGACUCCCAAUUAGAUUUAAUUCUACCGGUCCUAAAGUCCCUCCACCAGUUAAGUCAUCCAGUAAUAUUGUCAAUUAUUUAUUGAUAAGUUCAGUAUUUUUAGGGGGAGGAGCUUAUCUUGGCCUUAGUUAUGGUCGAAAUGAAUCAACUCGCUUACAUCCUUCAACUUCCGUAAGAACCAUUUCAAGUUUAGCAGAAUUGAAGUAUGCUGAUGAUGCUACAUUCCAACGAGGAAUCGAAGCAAUCAUUGCUGUGGUUGGUAAAGAAGCCUUAAGUUACGACGAAGAAGUCAUUAAGUCCCAAAGUGACUCAUUCUUUGCCACUCAUCAUCCACCAAAACCUCAAGAACAACGUCCUAAAGUUAUUAUUUCACCUAAAAAUACAGAAGAAGUUUCAGCUAUUUUGAAAAUAGCUCAUGAAUUACAUAUCCCCAUUGUAGCAAACUCUGGUUUGACAUCAUUAGAAGGUCAAACUAUGCAUACUAGAGGACCUAAUAGUAUAGCACUUUCUUUUGCACAUUUAAAUAAUGUGGUUGAGUUUAAUCCAGAAGAUUUAGAUAUAACUGUUCAACCUGGUGUUGGAUGGUCUGAAUUAGAUGAUUACUUGAAAUCAAGUCCUGAUGGUAAGCAUUUACUUUUCCCAGUUGAUCCAGGUUUAGGGGCAACUAUUGCUGGUAUGGUGGGUACACUGGCAAGUGGAACUAAUGCAUAUAAAUAUGGAACUAUGAAAGAAAAUGUAGUUAAUCUUACAGUUGUAUUGGCUGAUGGUACUGUAAUUAAGACAAGACAACGUCCUAGAAAAUCUGCUGCUGGUUAUGAUUUAACUAGAUUGUUUAUUGGUAGUGAAGGUACUUUAGGUAUAAUUACUGAAAUAACUAUUAAAUUGCAUGUUAGACCAGCUAAAGAAUUAGUAUCAAUUGCUUCAUUCCCUACUAUAAAAGAUGCUGCAUCAACCGCUCAAGAAAUUAUUACAAAGAGUGGAUUACAAUUGAAUGCUAUUGAAAUCUUAGAUCAAACAACUGUAUCAUUUGUUAAUAAUUCUGCUUCUGCAGGUGGAAAGAAAUUUGAUGAAAAGCCAACAUUAUUCUUUAAAAUUGGUGGACCAACUCAAUCAGCCAUUGAUGAACAAGUUAAAGUUGUCAAGGCUAUUGCUAAGAAGAAUAAUGUUAUUAAGUUUGAGAAUAGUCAUAAUGAAGAACAAAAUGCCGUGUUAUGGAGUGCUAGACGUCAUGGAUUAUGGUCUACUUUUGAAUAUGGGAAUAAAGUAUUAGAUGAUCCAAAUGAUGUACAAAUUUGGACCACUGAUAUUGCCGUUCCUCUUUCAAAAGUUAGUCAAGUAAUUAGUGAAACCAAUGAUGAUUUGAAUGAAAGUGGAUUUAGAGGUAAAUUUAGUGUAAUGGGACAUAUUGGUGAUGGUAAUUGUCACUUUUUGUUACUUUAUAACUCUAAGGAUUAUCAUUCUACUAAGAAGACUGUUGAUCGUAUGGUUGAAAGAGCAUUAAAAUAUGGUGGUACAUCAACUGGUGAACAUGGAGUUGGGGUUGGGAAAAGAAAGUACUUGGUAAAGGAAUUAGGAGAGAGUUCAUUAGACUUAAUGAGACUGAUUAAAUUAGCAUUAGAUCCUCAUAGAAUAUUAAAUCCUGAUAAGAUCUUUAUUAUUGAUAAAGAUGAGAAUUUAGAUGAAUUAUUAGACGCUGGUCAUAUAGUGGCCAUAGAUAAACAUGAUUGUUGUCAUUAGAUUCUAUUAUACAGUAAUAUUAUUUAUAUAUAUAUAUAUGUAUUCCAUUAAUUAUUAUCAAUUAUUAAUUAUUAAUUAUUAUUAAUAAUUUUAGAUUUAAGUCCAAAAUGCUUACAAGUGAAGCUAUAACCUGAACAAGAGUUCUCUCCGUGUACUGAAGCAU
Molecule: messenger RNA, 2327 nt
Organism: Scheffersomyces amazonensis
Lineage: Eukaryota; Fungi; Ascomycota; Pichiomycetes; Serinales; Debaryomycetaceae
Product: FAD-binding oxidoreductase
Exons: 1
Coding region: 383-2164 (593 amino acids)
Biological process (GO): lactate catabolic process
Cellular component (GO): mitochondrion
Molecular function (GO): D-lactate dehydrogenase (cytochrome) activity; D-lactate dehydrogenase (NAD+) activity; FAD binding
Source: RefSeq, a predicted model, not a curated record